This is a messenger RNA of Theobroma umbraticum, 816 nucleotides long. Lineage: Eukaryota; Viridiplantae; Streptophyta; Magnoliopsida; Malvales; Malvaceae. The record is from RefSeq and is a predicted model, not a curated record.
AUGUGUUUGGAUAAUAUCCCAAUGAACGAAACAACCUUAACAGCUGAGGGAAGAAUGGCAAUUUCAAUAAGUGAUGGUCACAUGACAUUUGAUAUGGUAAAGAAAAUGACGCAAUCAGGUAUAAAUCCUAAAUUGCGUUCUUAUAGUCCUGCUCUAAGUGUUUUCUACAAUACUGGAGAUGUUGACAAAGCAUUUGAUGUUGAGAAAGGCAUGCUCGAGCAUAGUAUUCAUGCACAAGAGCCUGAAUUGGAGGCACUCUUAAAAGUAAGUACAGAAACGGGAAAAGGUGACAAUGUGUGUUACUUAUUGCAUAAAGUAAAAACGAGUGUGAGAAAAAUGUCACCUUCUACUGCAGAUAUAAUUGUGAAAUGGUUUGAGAGCAAGGCAACCUCAAGAUUGGGGAAACAAACCAUGGAUCAGAGAUUUAUAAAGAAAGCAAUUGAAAAUGGAGGAGAAGGUUGGCAUAGGCAGGCCUGGUUGGAUAAAGGUAGAUGGAAUAUAUCAUAUACAGCUAUUGGAGCUGAUGCAUUAUGUAAAUGUUGUGAGGAAAAGUUGGCUUUAAUAGAUCUUGAUCCUAAAUGGCUAGACUACUAUAGGCGGUUUGAAACUAUGGUAGAUACAGCUAAUGUUAGUCUUUUCAGCCAAAGAAGAUUCAUGCCAUCAAAGGAUGAAGUAAGGCACAGCUUCAGCCACAGGAGGGAAGCCUUGUUGUCAUUCUUGGAUUUGUCUUCCAAAAGCUCUUCAACCACUGCUUCCAAUAUUUCUUCAGGAAGGCCUGUUGUCAUUCCUGGAUUCUGUCUUCCAAAAGCUCUUUAG